UAUGCGGCUGCCCCUUUCCGCUAUCUCUCAUUCCAAUUCUGAACCGUAACCUAUGCAAUCUGCCCUUAAAUUACCAUAGUUUUCUCAAUCGAUAGGUCAUAUCUAUGGAGGAGAAAGAAUCGGCGAUUUCAGGGCCGUAUGAAGAAUUUCGGAUCUGUUUUUGUGGGAAAAUCCCUUCAGGAUCUGUAGAGUGGUACUUUAUUGAUGUCUCGGUCGAAGAGGCAUGUCUUUCUGAGAAAACGGAGAGCAGCACAAGGGAGCCCACCCGGUUUUCGGUAGCCAAACAUUUGCCAUCCUAUGCAGCCUUAGGCGGCCUUAUUUAUUCUCUUGGUGGCCAACGUCGCUCUUAUGGUGGUGGCGAAACUCUCCUCAACGAUGUGUGGGUACUAGACUUUAAAUCUCUUGAGGAUUUGAAGCCUGGUUCUAUACCCCCCCCACUCUCACUCUUACCCUCACUCUCAUCCGAACUUAGGGUUGAGGAUCGGGAGCCUACAGGUGUUGGUGACGAUAUUGCGGAAACUAAACUAGUGCCUGGACGGAAGCCUGGUUCUGGUGAGGCACAGUCACAGAAAUCACAGAAAUCAUCUUCGGUGAAUCUCGGUGGUCAAGAGAAUCUCGGUAGUCAUGAUAUCUUGACUGGUUCUGGUGAGGCACAGUCACAGAAAUCAUCUUCGGAGAAUCUCGGUGGUCAAGAGAAUCAAGAGAAUCUCGGUAGUCAUGAUUUCUUGACUGGUUCUGGUAAGGCACAGUCACAGAAAUCAUCUUUAAGGGAUCUCCCUCUCCGCAAGGACAUAACCGCGCUCCAGCUCAAGCCGCUCGAGCGGCUCGAGCACGCGCUCGAGCUCAUGCAGCUCGAGCAGCGCGGGCUCGAGCAGCGCUUGCGUGCCAAGCUCGAGCAGCGCGAGCACCGCCAGCUCGAGCUCCAGCUCAGGCAGCUCAAGCUCAAUUAUCGCAAGCUCCAGCACGAGCGCUAUUGUCUUUUACUUCCCAUUGAAAUCUACAGUUAUAUGGAUGUUGUUCCAGCAGCUAGUGUUGAGGAUUGGAAGCCUGGACUUCCAAUGAAUUUUGCCAGAUACAAUCCUCACACCAUGGUUGUUGAUCACAAGUUAUACGUUCUUGGCGGUUUCCAACCGAAUCAAAAACAAGAUGAUGGCUGGAUAGAGGUUUUUGACCCAGAAGAGAAAAAGUGGGAAUCCUUACCCGGUCCUCCCGAUCAAAUUCAUUCCUCUAUUAUGAUUUCUGGUCUUCUCAAGUCCAAAAAAGAGAUUAUUAUAGCUAAACAACGUUGGGAUUGUCAUCCUUCGUUAUUUUAUAGCUAUAAUAUAACGACUCGUUGUUGGAAUGAGUUAAGCCUUCCCUCCGAUAGCAAGGCAAGUGUUCACUCAAACGUUGAAAGAGCUGUAAUUCUUCCCCCAAAUAUUGGGAGAGCUGUAACUGUUGGUAAUACUCUCUACUGGAUUUCCACUGAAGAAGAUAAUGAUGAAUGCACAAUACGCGCCUACGAUUUGGAUAGGAAUAUGUGGUUCGAGGAUCAUCUGAACACAGCCAAAAUUUUUGGGAGGCGCGAAUAUUUUAGUAGUAUUUAUUCACGUGGUCCUGGUUUUCUUCAUUUAAUUGAUCAGAAAUUCUGCCUUCUCUUGCAGUCCUCCGUCAAGAAGAAGGACCCACAAUUGUCUAUCGAAUACCUUUAUUGUGUCAUACUUGACAUUUCUCCAAUAUAUGAUCAGGAGGACGAGGACUGGGGCAAGUUUGAGUUGAGAACUGUGUCGACCCAGAAAUAUUCCAUGGAUCAGUACAUUGACUUCUUGGAUUGCAUGUUGCUAGAUAGGGUAUCUGGAGUCAAAUCCGUUGAUCGCAGAGGACAAUCUACAAGCACCAACAUCAGUUUCCAGGAGACUGAGAGGAGAACUAGAGCAAAAAUACGUUGAUCACGGAGGAUCCUCUACAAGUAUAAAGUCAUCAUCCCUGAAGGACGACUCCCAACUCUAUCUUCCCUUGGAAGGGCAUUUGGACAGCAAAGGCUCCCGAAAGGGUGGCUUUUUUUCUAUGGACGGCAGCUCAUGAUCGCAUUCUUACAUUGGAUAAUUUCAUGCUUAGAGGUUGCCCUUUGGCAAAUCGGUGUUGUAUGUGCCAGUGCAGUGGGGAAUCUGUGGACCAUCUCCUUAUUCAUUGUCAUGUGGCGAAUUCUUUAUGGGUUUUUAUGCUUCAGGCUUUCGUUAUUUAGUGGGUCUUGCCUAGCGCUAUGACGGAAUUAUUAUUUUGUUGGAAUCAAUGGCUUGGGAAACAUGAUUUAGAUAUUUGGAAUUUAAUUCCAGGAUGUUUGAUGUGGACUGUAUGGAUGGAGUGUAAUCGUCGGUCCUUUGAAGAUUUUGAGAAGUCUUUGGUUGAGUUAAUAGGCCUGUGCCAGUGAAGUCUUUUUGAUUGGUCUCGGUGCUGGGGUUUUACUGAGUGUUUUUCUAUUGUUCAGUUUUUUUCUUCUCUUAGUUUAGUCUCUUGAUUGUUUUCUGUGGUGUUCUGUUUUGUACUUCGCUGUGUUCAUUCUCAUGAACACAUUGUAUGUUUCUUUUUCCAUUUUCAUCAAUAAUAAUUCUUAUAUUACCUAUCAAAAAAAAAAUAU
Messenger RNA from Quercus lobata, 2617 nucleotides. RefSeq lists its product as uncharacterized. The record is from RefSeq and is a predicted model, not a curated record. Lineage: Eukaryota; Viridiplantae; Streptophyta; Magnoliopsida; Fagales; Fagaceae. Bases 105 to 1928 code for a protein of 607 amino acids. Gene Ontology annotation, molecular function: protein binding. The transcript has 4 exons.